This is a messenger RNA of Babesia bovis T2Bo, 967 nucleotides long. RefSeq names its product Cwf15/Cwc15 cell cycle control family protein. Bases 298 to 945 code for a protein of 215 amino acids. Lineage: Eukaryota; Apicomplexa; Aconoidasida; Piroplasmida; Babesiidae. Gene Ontology annotation, molecular function: RNA binding. Gene Ontology annotation, cellular component: catalytic step 2 spliceosome. The record is from RefSeq and is a predicted model, not a curated record. The transcript is spliced from 3 exons. Gene Ontology annotation, biological process: mRNA cis splicing, via spliceosome.
AUUGAUAUCAAAAUCUGGCGUCACGAUAUCUAGUUACUAAAGUUGGAAAUUGCUUUUGAAUACAUUGUCAUAUCGCAAGUAUAGCUACAGCUCGAAGAUCUGCCUACAUGCUAUGAACACUAAAAAUAGACCUUUGCUAACUUUAUGGAUUGAAUUCCAAGACUUCGGCGUCAGUGUCGACGUGUAGAUUAUAUAAAUACCCGGGGAAGUAGCAUCAUACCGUCUUAUUUGCUGGGUAAAUUUGGAUUGGAACGAUUCAGUCGUGGUGACCACUUUCAAGUAAAUAUCAUAAUCGCAAUGUCCACGGCACAUCGGCCAACGUGGCAUAAUGCCAUAGGCAGGUCACCAGGAGCCAACUUCGGUACUUUUAAGGUAUCGAGUCGCGAUCUGCCGUCGCAUUCGGAAUUAAAGCGCAGAGCACCCCUGGAAAUAGACAGUACAGAAAACAAGGCACAAAAAACAGCAGAUCACAAACGCAAGUUGAGCGAACAUCUGGAAAACAAAGAACGUGAACACCGUGAAAAAAAUGAACUGGAAGAACGUAUCGGUGUGACGCGUAACUUUAUACCACUGGAAGAUGCAGUCAAGUUGCUUAACCAAGAUGUAAAUGAAUUCCCCGAGGAUUCAGAUGACUGCCCAGCUAACGAAGGGUCAGACUCGGAAGAUGACGAUGAAGCCAUGCUAAUGCGUGAACUCGAGAAGAUAAAGGCUGAGAAGGAAGAAGCAAGACAACGUGAAAUAAAAGCAACUUUAGAAUCAGAAGAAGGCAGGGAACGAAUACUGAGCCAAAACCCACUGCUAGCCAAAACAACACAAACAAGAAGAUGGGAUGAAGAUGUUGUAUUCAAAAACCCUAAUCGUGAAGUCAAAGAAAAGAAGGAGUUCGUCAACGAUAUGGUGAGAAGUGAAUUCCACCGAAGGUUCCUACACAAGUACAUAUCAUAGAUCACUUCUUGUUAGUCACGUU